ACUCCCUGCCAGCCCUGGGCACCUCAGUUUCAAACAAGACAGUUUUUGUCAUGGAAUUAACGAGAAUGUCAGACAUGACAAAGCUCCAUCAAGCUGUGGCUGCAGGGGACUAUACUCUAGUGAGAAAGAUUUUGAAGAAAGGUCUCUGUGACCCUAACUACAAGGACGUGGACUGGAAUGACCGAACCCCACUUCACUGGGCUGCAAUCAAAGGGCAUAUGGAGGUGAUGAAGCUCCUCAUACAGUGUGGAGCCAGACCCUGCCUGGUAACUGAUGUGGGCUGGACCCCAGCUCACUUUGCAGCUGAGUCAGGCCAUCUGCCUGUGCUCAAAAUGCUCCAUGCAUUGCACGCCGCCAUUGACGCCCCCGACUUCUUUGGAGACACGCCGAAGAGAAUCGCACAGAUCUAUGGGCAGAAAGCCUGUGUCGCAUUCCUGGAGAAGGCCGAGCCCGAGUGCCGGGACCACCGCCUCACCGCCAGGCAGAAGGGGCUGCCAUUGGAUCAGCGGGACCCGGACUGGGAUGCCAAGAAAAGGGAGAUGGAGCUGUCUCUUCCUUCCUCGAAUCGAAACACUAAUAAGAAAAAGCAUAAGAAAAGUCGAGGCCCCACCAAGUUCAGCAAUACCAAGGAGAGGAAAGUGUGAGAAGGCUGGGCCACAGAGGCUGGAACCUAUGUUUUCUGGUGGGAGACUUUCCCUAGUACCAGAGUAGAGCUUGUCAGGCGUGUGUUGUCUUUACCUGAUUUUACUCAUAGGUCAUUAUCCAGAUGGCUUCUACUGGUAGCUCAAGACCUGUCAUUCAACCGGAAGUCUUGCCCUGAGGCUGUCCUCACUAUUGUCUCCUUACUAAUACCUGCUGUCCAUAGAAUUACCAGCGGGAGACAAGUGUCAGCUGCUUGCAUUACCAGUGAUUUGAACUCAUCAGCUUCUCCUGACCUCCACAUGCAAUUAUAGAAUUUCAAAAGAAUGUCUCCUAAGGAAACUAGAUUGUUUACAUGCAAAAAAAAAAAAAUCACCAAAAUACUGUUUAGCCAAUCUAUGAAAAAAUUGUUUGUUGUUACAGAGGCUAAGCAAAGAGAUAAACGAAUGUAGGUCUGUUUCCAGCCAUUUUUGUUGUUGUUGUGGGGUAGAGGGCCACCACCUCAGCAUGGCCAUGCUACUCACGAUCACCUCUACCCAGGAGGAGCAGUCCGGGCAAGAGACCAGCUCAAUGGGACCUAACUGGAAACUCUAUGGAAUCAAUGAGAGAGAGUAUAAAACAAAGGAACAUGCGAUCAUAGCUCUAUUUAUUGAAUUAUAUAUUUUAGGAAGUCUGA
This is a messenger RNA of Myotis brandtii (Brandt's bat), 1315 nucleotides long. RefSeq names its product ankyrin repeat domain 66 (gene ANKRD66). Bases 51 to 644 code for a protein of 197 amino acids. The transcript has 4 exons. Lineage: Eukaryota; Metazoa; Chordata; Mammalia; Chiroptera; Vespertilionidae. The record is from RefSeq and is a predicted model, not a curated record. Gene Ontology annotation, molecular function: protein binding.